Messenger RNA from Anopheles marshallii, 2460 nucleotides. It is a transcript of the gene 5-HT2A, whose product is annotated as D(2) dopamine receptor. Gene Ontology annotation, biological process: serotonin receptor signaling pathway; chemical synaptic transmission; G protein-coupled receptor signaling pathway, coupled to cyclic nucleotide second messenger. The transcript is spliced from 7 exons. The record is from RefSeq and is a predicted model, not a curated record. Gene Ontology annotation, cellular component: dendrite; membrane. Lineage: Eukaryota; Metazoa; Arthropoda; Insecta; Diptera; Culicidae. Gene Ontology annotation, molecular function: G protein-coupled serotonin receptor activity; neurotransmitter receptor activity; serotonin binding. Bases 1 to 2460 code for a protein of 819 amino acids.
AUGGACGAUGGAGACAUAUUUGGUUGGUGGUGUGACAAUUGGAAAGCGUGGCGCUACAUGGUGUCCUGUGCCAGCUACAGCAAUAGUUCGUCUUCGCUCCUUUGGGGCCCCGAUGUGCUGUGCCGGUUUGAUGACGAAAGUGUACGAACAAGCACAACCACCGCCACGGGUGAUGGUGCGGUUGAGCUACGGACAGGAAAUAGUACGGCGCCGAUCAGCCUUUACAAGGCAGCAACACAGUGCUAUCAAUCGUUUAAGUGUGCCCUGCAUUCCUUGCUUUCCGGUAGUGAACGACAAACCGAGGAAGUGCGGUGGAACGAUGCGUUGUACGAGUGUGCCCCCGAACCGGUAUCGCCGGGCAGUUGGCAGCUACCGGCCACAGGCUGCAGUGUGACCGCCUCCCACAACAUAACGCUGAUCGUGCGCCAAGUAUUCCAACCAGUGUCGGAACUGAUCCUGAAGCUACCGAAGCUCUUACUUCAGCUGACCGAAGUCAGCUACGGUAGUUUAGAACCGAUCGAUUCCGAUCGUAUGAUAGCUGGAGGUUGCUGGAACGCUUCGCAAGCUCUCUUUUACGGUGACACUGGCCGGUUGUUACAGCAACCUGACCCUGUUCCACAAUCAUCCCACUUAUCGCGCCCCCCUACCCCUACUGUGCAGUCCCAUCGGCUUGUCUGCGGCAAUGCAACCGGUGCCCAGAGUUCGUUCUUCGAAAGUGACGCGUUUGAAUUGGUGAGUGUGUCACUGCUCGAGCCGAUCCAGUGCUGGAUGAAUAUUGAACUGCAGAAUGCACUGGUGAGCCAUUCGUGGCUAAACGGUGUGGAGCAUUCGGUAGCUGCUUUGGCGAGCUGGAACCAGACGCAGUUCAUCGAUGAGAUGCCAGUCGGUGGUGAUGCGGCCCAGGACCGUUACGAGUGGAGUUUCCUAUUUGUUAUUUUAUUCAUAUUUGCCGGUGGGCUAGGGAACAUUCUCGUCUGCCUAGCAGUGGCGCUCGAUCGCAAACUGCAGAAUGUCACCAACUACUUUCUGCUGUCGCUUGCCAUUGCGGAUCUGCUCGUCAGCUUGUUUGUGAUGCCACUAGGUGCCAUUCCUGGAUUUUUAGGUUAUUGGCCUUUUGGAGUCACGUGGUGCAACAUCUACGUUACCUGUGAUGUGCUGGCCUGUUCGGCGAGCAUCCUGCACAUGUGCUUCAUUAGUCUCGGCCGUUACCUGGGGAUUCGGAAUCCGCUUGGCAGUCGCCAUCAUUCGACAAAGCGCUUGACGGGAAUAAAGAUUGCAUUAGUAUGGCUGUUGGCGAUGCUAGUCUCGAGCUCGAUAACCGUUCUAGGCAUGAUCAACCAAAACAACAUCAUGCCCGGCCCAAACGAAUGUGUCAUCAAUAAUCGAGCAUUCUUCGUGUUCGGCUCGCUGGUAGCAUUUUACAUCCCCAUGGUGAUGAUGGUCGUAACGUACGCUCUGACCGUGCAGCUCCUUCGCAAAAAGGCGCGGUUUCUCGAACAGCAUCCGGAGGGCGAACUAUUCCGAAGACUGGGAGGACGCUUGGCAUCUUCCAAACACUCCAAUAACUCUCAAAGUGAUGGCUCCUCCACUUCUAAUAAAGCGGUCGAGAUGAAGAAAUUCACCGUCAAUAACAAUAAGCAGCCGGCAUUUUCGCAGCACGACUCUUCGCCACCAUCUUCACUGCCGUCGGUGGCAGCGGCGCAUAGUGCGCUUCCUUGGCGGUGGCAUGGCGCCACUACCGGCACCAGUAAAUUAGACAGAAUGAGCUCAAUCAAAGGCAGCAUCUCGCAUCCGCACCUUGGUUACAGUAACGGCGGAAACCGCACGAUCACUGGCGGUGGCAAACGCUCCCGGACCGUCUGUGACCAGGGCACCCAAACGCCGGACAGCAUCGAGCGUGAAACGAGGCGCCAAAAAUUCUGCUCCUUCCGGAUACACCUCAACAGCGUCCCGACGCCAGCGAUAAAUUUCAAUUUGAAGUUUCUUGGCAGCAAAAAGCGCACCAACUUAUCGGCGAACGCGGUCGCUACGGAGCAGAAGGCCACCAAGGUUUUAGGUUUAGUAUUUUUCACAUUCGUAUUUUGCUGGGCCCCGUUCUUUAUUCUAAACAUUAUAUUCGCCGCGUGCCCAGGGGCAAAGGUUCCGGAGAGGAUUGUCAGCAUAUGUCUCUGGUUAGGUUAUGUUUCGUCGACGAUAAAUCCUAUUAUUUACACGAUCUUCAACAAAACGUUCCGGGCGGCGUUUAUUCGUCUGCUGCGCUGCAGAUGCGAACGCUCUGGACGACCACCAAGAUAUCGAUCGGUUACGGAUAGCCGCGGUGCGAUUAGUCUCUGCACACCGUCAGCCUUACCGUUAGCCAUAUCACUGCAAGGAUCAUCACUACUCACUCCUUCUACUACGCAGGCCACUCCGCUAAGCGACUUUCGCGGAAGUUACGAAAUCACGGACGACGAUUGUUGA